UCUCUUUUGACCCAAAAAAGCAAAAAGACUUCCAUCUCUCUGCAAGGGGCUACUAUUUCAUAGUUCUUACCAUUUUGUCCAGAUUCAUGAAGAGGAAAAGAAAGUCUACAUCUUGUGCCACCCAAAUAGGGAACAAGGAUGACCACAUUCAAGAAAUGGGUCCUUUUAUAACAGAUCUUCCAAAGUCUACCAUUCACAUGGUUCUACUUAAGAUCCCAACAAGGAGCAUUCUCAUGUGCAAGUGUGUGUGCAAGACUUGGCAUGGUCUAAUUUCGGACCCUGAAUUUGCUCAGCUGCAUUUUGCACAAGCAGAGGUCUUUCCUAUGGUCCGGCCCUUGGGUCCACCACGCGUGUCAAGAACCCUUUACUUGGUUGAGCCUGAAGAUAGCUCUGGUUCGUUUUUGAGGGACUGCGGUGCAUAUGACCGUUAUCGUGAGCGAUCUGAUUUCCACAUGAUUCUUUCCAAAUGUAAAAUCCCAUUGCGCAAUGCUGAGCAAGUUAUCAGUAACCACGGUAAUGCCAAUGUGAUGCUUGAUAGGAAACAUGGCACUACAAGAAAGCCUUGCAUCAAGAUAAGGCGAAAUGAUCACAAGUACAAUGUGGUGAACUCGUGUAACGGCUUGCUUUGCCUGUCUGAGCCAUUCUCCAAUGACCCUGCUGUUGUGUGCAAUCCAAUAACCGGAGAAUUUAUAAACCUUCCCGAAGGUUCUAAACCUGAGAAUGAAAAGAUUUCAAUGGAUUGUGGAUUCGGAUUCAGUCCAAGGACUAACGAAUAUAAGGUGAUAAGAAUGUUUAAGCAAGGGACCCCUCGUCCCAAUAGGGUGGCUGAGAUACACACACUUGGAGCAGGUUCAUGGAAAUCUGUUGGUAGUGCUCCCUACUUAGCUAGUAAACUAGCAUUCCCCACCUAUGUGAAAGGAGUGCUUUAUUGGUUUUGCGAUGAAUGGUCAGGUUUUACCAUAAUUUCUUUUGACUUGGAUACUGAAAAGUUGCAAUCAGUUCCAUCCCCGCCUUUUGGACGGGAGGAAUGUCGUAAUGCGGUCUUGGGAGUUUUGGGAGAUAGCAUUUGUGUGUGUCAUACUGAUGGUCUUGAAAUUAAAUUUUGGACACUGAAUGAUUCUGGUGCACAAAAACUUUGGAGGAAGAAUAUUUCGAUUGAUACCGAAGAUGCUGGAAGGUGGCCAUAUGGAUCAUUCAAACCCAUGAAAUACUUGCAGAAUGGAUGUCUGUUGAUGUUUAAUUCUCAUACUAAUGCCUUCUUUUACUAUCACCCAAGAAACCACAGUCCGUUCAUUUUUCUUAAGCUUCGUGGGUUCAAGUCAGAUUUUGAGGUAUUUAGUCAUGUUCCAAGCUUUAUUUCACUGAAGGAUAUUCUGGUGGGGAAGGAUGUAGAAGUACUGAAUGUAAAUUCAAGGUGUGCAGGGUUGAAGCUGCUAGGAGAGACCAAAGCCCUUUUUCUGGAGGAAGAUAUUGCGGAGUUGGGAUCAGAUUUUUAUUCGACUGACAGUUGCGAAGAUUGCGAAGAUUGAACCAAGCACCCACACACCACACUGGAGGAGGUGAUGCAGUCUAACAAUGAGCUAAAACACCAUUUUGAUAAAGGGCUGUGAGCGCCCUUGAUUAAUAUUAUAUAGUUGGACACCAGAACCUUAAUUGGCCUCUAACUUAGUGACCAGCUAGUGUUUUGUUUGAUGAUACUUCAAAUAUUUUUGGAUUAGAAGUUAAAUUUCUUGUUAUGUUUAAGGAAGUACAGUGAUGUUAAAGGCUAAU
Prunus avium (sweet cherry) is the source of this 1770-nucleotide messenger RNA. RefSeq names its product F-box/kelch-repeat protein At3g06240-like. Lineage: Eukaryota; Viridiplantae; Streptophyta; Magnoliopsida; Rosales; Rosaceae. The record is from RefSeq and is a predicted model, not a curated record. Gene Ontology annotation, molecular function: protein binding.